CUAAACAGCCUAGGGAGCGGAAGGAUAGCCAGCAAUAGCCUUGAUAAAUAGAUGUUGACGCAAAUUGGAUAUCGUUUGAAGUCCACUUAAUGCAACAGGAACGGGCUGCUUAAUACAACGUGUAAACGGUACUUCUACCGUCCUUUGUGGACUUGGUUGUUUGACACUACACUACACCUGCCAACGGCCUCUGUACUGUGGAGGAGAACGCCCUCCUCCACUCACUGUGUCAGACCACAGAGAUAUCGCCUCUUCAAGAGCUCCACCCACGCGUGUCAGAAGGAUUAACGCUGGGGCUUUUUUUUUCGCCUAACACUUUUGCAAAGUAUAAUAACUAGGUGCUCCUCAAUACAAUUCAAUACGAACACAUUGAUUAUUGAAAUGUAAGCGCACAUUCCUUCGUCAUUCGCCGCUGUAGUUUAAAUUGAGUCAACUAAUGUGUUCCGUUGGAUUGUUGUCACGUCGCGGCGCUGAAACUUUAGAAGACCUUUUAAAUUAUAUUUUUAAGUUUAAACCCUGUGGAGGAUUGUGUUUCGAUUUGAAUGGUAAUGAAGAGCAAUAAUUAAGCCGUUUUUAACAGCGUUCAGCAGAGACGCAUUCGUGAAAAUAAGAGUUGCCUGUCCUGUGUGGGAUGCUACUGGACUGGUGGCAGGUCGAGGCUGAAGGAGCAUGGUGAAACACCAACCCUUGCAGGUCUAUGAGAAGCAGGUGUUUGUGUCUUUUGUGACCGGAAUCUACGGUUGCCGCUGGAAACGCUACCAACGCUCCCACGAUGACAGCUCUAAGUGGGAGUGCACGUGGACGGCCAUGUUGUUCAGCUCCUUCCUGCUGCUGCUGUUCUGGGCCUACUUCUGGCUGGUGGCGCACAACGACUACAACCAGUUCAACUGGUUGCUGUACAACCGCUCCGGAGAGUGGCGAGAUGACACGUUUCUCAUCCUGGCCUACAGUGUUGUUGGGUUCAGCUACGUCUCUAUCCUAACGAUUCUAGCAUGCUUCCAUAUUUCCUUGGGCCAGCAGCUCAACCUCUACUGGGUGCAUAAGGUGGGCGUUCUAGUCACGCUGCUCACCACCAUCUCAGGGGUGGUUACCGUGGACGAUGUGUGGGGCGAGGAGUGGGCCAUCUUGCUCAUAUCUCUGCAGUCCACAGCACCUUUCCUGCACCUUGGAGCCCUGGCCGUGUUCACGGCGCUGGGCUGGCUGGUGGCGGGAUACGUGGUCCGCAGGGAGAGGUCCAACUUCCAGGUGAUGGUGCUGCUGAUCUACGUGGUGCUCCUCCUGCUGAUCUACCUGGCUCCGCUCACCUUCAGGUGCCCCUGCGUCAUGAACAGCCACAGCCUGGCCCCGCGGCCCGAGAUCAUCGGCCGGCGGGGCGCUCCCAUGCUGGCUCCAGAGAACACCAUGGUGUCCUUCAACAGAGCCCUGCAGCAGGGGGUGAGCUCCCUGCAAGCGGACGUCACCAUCAGUGAGGACGGCGUGCCCUUCCUGAUGCGGGACGACACCCUGCGGAGAACAACGGACGUGGGCAAGGUGUUCCCGUCCCGGCAGCACGACGACGCCUCCUCCUUCAACUGGACCGACCUCCGCGCUCUGAACGCAGGACAGUGGUUCCUGGAGAGCGACCCCUACUGGACGGCGGACUCCCUGUCAGCCAAGGAGCGCGGCCGCGCGGGGAACCAGACGGUGUGCCCCCUGGUGGAGAUGCUGCGCCUGGCGGCCCGCGCCAACCGCUCGGCCCUGCUCAACGUGCGCCGGCCGCCCCCCCAGCACCCGCGCCACCGCAGCUGGUUCAUGGACACCCUCUGGGUCAUCCAGCGCUCCGGCAUCCCCCAGAAGAGGGUGAGGAUUGUGACGUGGACCCCCGACACGGACCGGGGCCGCGUGCGGGGGCUGCAGCAGGCCGCGGACGCGUUGCUGUCGCUGGAGGAGAUGAGGCAGAGGGGAGUCAGCAGUCUGACGCUGCACUACAGCAAGGCCAGCCACAGAGAGCUGCAGGAGUACCUGGCCAACAACGUGAGUGUGACGGUGUACCCGGUGAACGAGGCCUGGCUCUACUCCCUCCUGUGGUGCAGCGGGGUGCCUUCUGUCUCCUCCGACGCCCCCCAGGACCUCCGCAAGGUGCCUUACCCCAUCUGGCUCAUGAGCCAGAGUGCUUACUGCUUUAUCUGGAUCACGUCGGAUCUGGUGUCCAUCGCCGUCGUGCUGGUGAUUUUCUCCUUCCAAAACUAUCAUAUGAUCAGAUGGAAGAUGAGUGGCAUGCAGAACUACAACCCGGAGCACAUCAUGCUGAGCGCCGUGACGCGCCGGGCCAGUCGAGACGUCAACGUCAUGAAGGAGAAGCUCAUCUUCUCAGAACUCAACAAUGGGCUGAAUAGCACGGAGGAUCUGUCCCUCAACCUGGAGAAUGGCUAUGCUAGCUACUCAUGUGGUGGCCACUGAAUAUAUCAAACCAGAGGAAGAAAUGCUACUUUCAUGGCAUUGUAUUAAGGUUACUUGAAUAGGAUUUAACUGAUACCUUGUCUGUUUAGAGAUUUCUAACUGCCCAAAACCUGGCUUUGUACCAGGUUCUGCUGUCUUGACUGGCUUGUGUACAUUGUAAUGGCGACAUUAAAUGUAAGCUCAGUUAUAAGGACUGUAAUUACUUGUUAUUUAAUGCGAUCCUUCCCGAUUUGCAUAUCGAGUAUUGCUACAAGCUGUACAGUUCAUGGUUCAAUAACAGUAAAUAGGUAAUGUAUGUUAAUUCUUAGAGACUUUAAAUGGAUUGAGCUAGUCACACUCUGCUUUGCAGUUCUACAUAAGUUUAGGUAGGAGGUUAGAGAGCAAUUUUACAAUAGGGUUUACCAGUAGAGUAAUCAACGAAAAACCUAUCAAUUUGUGCUCGCUUGAGUGACCCUUACAGAUGCUUUAUAUCAGUAUUGGUUCGCUAUAUUUUCCCAUGUCACCUAUUUUGCUAUUGUUUUUAUAACAGAAUGAAGGCAUUGCAUAUCGCUCCGUAUUUCAAAUCAAUGUAAAUAUUCCUGUGUAUUUUUAAUGUUUCCCUCUAAGAGGAUUUUCAUGGCUUGGAUUUAUGCAUUUAUGCUAACUUUGUUGACACAUUUUGAUGUGAAUGUCGAAGAUAGUGAUGGCGGUAUUAUUUGAUCAAUCCAUAGCCAUGACAUUUCAGUUAAAAAUGUUGGCCUCUGUUCUCUUAUGCCAUGACCAGUUCAUAUAGUGAAUGUUACAUAUUUUAACUUUCACAAGGCUGCCUUCUUAAAUGAAUUCUUAGGAUGUUGUAAAAGUUUGUAUUUUAGUCCAAUAAAAGAGGUACUGUAUUUAUAUAUAUAUUUUAUGUUGUUAAACUGGAAAACUAAUAAUUAAAAGUGUUUUUGUGUAAGUAAA
Messenger RNA from Gadus macrocephalus (Pacific cod), 3378 nucleotides. RefSeq names its product glycerophosphodiester phosphodiesterase domain containing 5a (gene gdpd5a). Gene Ontology annotation, biological process: positive regulation of neuron differentiation; lipid metabolic process. Lineage: Eukaryota; Metazoa; Chordata; Actinopteri; Gadiformes; Gadidae. The transcript has 17 exons. Gene Ontology annotation, molecular function: glycerophosphodiester phosphodiesterase activity. Gene Ontology annotation, cellular component: plasma membrane. The record is from RefSeq and is a predicted model, not a curated record. Bases 670 to 2439 code for a protein of 589 amino acids.